This is a messenger RNA of Penaeus chinensis, 1124 nucleotides long. Its product is annotated as glycine-rich cell wall structural protein 1-like. The transcript has 3 exons. Bases 24 to 992 code for a protein of 322 amino acids. The record is from RefSeq and is a predicted model, not a curated record. NCBI's taxonomy places the organism in Eukaryota, Metazoa, Arthropoda, Malacostraca, Decapoda, Penaeidae.
UUGUGCAAAGAGAACUGAGCAUCAUGAAGAACCAACGAGCUUUGAUCGCUGCCGCUUCCGCGAUGGCGCUGCUGUGCUUGGCUGUGGCCGAGCCCGUCCCUUACGGCGGCGGACGGAAAGGCCACGGCGGGUCCGGGUCUGGCUUUGGCAGUGGUGUCGGGGGUGGAGGAAGAGGAGCUGGUGGAUCAGGCUUCGGAAGUGGAGGAAGUGGCUCUAGUUCCGGUGGAUCUGGCUUCGGAAGUGGAGGAAGUGGCUCUAGUUCCGGCGGAUCAGGCUUCGGAAGUGGAGGAAUUGGCUCUGGUUCCGGUGGAUCAGGCUUCGGAAGUGGAGGACUGGGAUCCAGCACUAGUGGAUCAGGUUUUGGAAGUGGAGGGUCAGGAUUAGGGGGUGCCGGUAGUGGCUCUAGUGGAUUUGGAUCAGGCUCUGGGAGUGGAGGAUUAGGUGGAUCAGGAUUGGGCGGCAGCGGAGCCGGUGCUGGACAAGGUUACAGCGGCAGUGGAAGCAGCUCCUUUGGCAGUGGAGUUGGAGGCAGUGGAGGCCUUGGAGGAGCUGGUGGAAGCCUUGGAGGUGGCAGCACUUUUGGCUCCACUGGUGGUCUUGGCUCCUCUGGUGGACUUGGUGGCAGUGGAGGUCUUGGUGGCAGUGGCGGCUUUGGAGGAGCUGGUGGAGUUGGUGGCAGCCAUGGAAGUGGUGGAAGCCUUGGAGGUGGCAGCAGUUUCGGUUCCAGUGGAGGCCUUGGAGGCAGCGGCACUUUUGGCUCCUCUGGUGGACUUGGUGGCAGUGGAGGUCUUGGUGGCAGCAGUGGAGUCGGUGGAAGCAGUGGUGGCUUCGGAGGCAGCAGUGGAGUCGGUGGAAGCAGUGGUGGCUUCGGAGGCAGCAGUGGAGUCGGUGGAAGCAGUGGUGGCUUCGGAGGCAGCGGCCUGGGUGGUUCUGCAGGCGCAAGCAAAGGCGGAAGCGGCCACCUUAGCACCAGUUACGGCGUACCUAAUUAGUACAUGAAACGGGGAACUGACUCAACAGGGAAUGCUACUGCUGUCCUGCGUAUGCCGAUGUACACAUCCACAUGUGUACAUGUAUGAAUAUGAGCUAUAAUUGGCUACCAACAAUAAAAUGUUGAUGCGUCA